Messenger RNA from Suillus discolor, 552 nucleotides. RefSeq lists its product as uncharacterized. Gene Ontology annotation, biological process: N-acetylglucosamine catabolic process; D-glucosamine catabolic process; N-acetylneuraminate catabolic process. Bases 1 to 552 code for a protein of 183 amino acids. Lineage: Eukaryota; Fungi; Basidiomycota; Agaricomycetes; Boletales; Suillaceae. Gene Ontology annotation, cellular component: cytoplasm. The record is from RefSeq and is a predicted model, not a curated record. Gene Ontology annotation, molecular function: identical protein binding; glucosamine-6-phosphate deaminase activity. The transcript has 3 exons.
AUGUCACAGAUAUUGAUCACCCACGCACUCAGAUCCAUCUCUCCUCGUGCACUUCCUUUCCCUUGCGCUACUUUCCCUGGAUCCACGCCACGUGUUGACAACACCACCAGGGACCCUGUCGCUGUCGGCGACUAUGUCCCCAACUACAUUGCCAAACGCAUUAAUGACUUUGCACCGACCGCUAGCAAACCUUUCGUGCUCGGUCUCCCAACUGGCUCCUCUCCUAUUCCAACUUACAAAGCCCUCAUCAAUAAAGUCCAGGAGGGCAUGCUGAACCAGUAUACUCGAAGUUGCGUUUAUCCAUUCAUGACUCCAGGUUCAAUCAUAAACACAGUCGAUAUUCCCCCCUCCCAAGUCAAUUUACUGGACGGGAACACCGAAGACUUGGUCACGGAGUGCAAUGCAUACGAGUCUCGCAUCAAGCAGUGUGGUGGUAUCGAGCUCUUCCUGGGUGGUAUCGACGAGGAUGGGCAUAUCGCAUUCAACGAGCCUGGUAUGUCUCGUUUCUUCACCUCCUGUUGUCCCUUUUCUCAUGGCUUCUCUACUGUAUGA